AUGUCGGACACUCCCCCGAAAAAGCUCGACGUGGAACCUGGAGUCCAGUCGGCUGACGAUUCGGAACCUCCUAUGGACCGUGAACCUCAGGAUACACAAGCGCCGGGACUCGGGUACGAAUUCGAAGUCAAGGAACAGGACAGAUGGCUGCCCAUCGCAAAUGUCGCCCGAAUCAUGAAGAUGGCCCUCCCCGAGAACGCGAAGAUUGCCAAAGAAGCCAAAGAGUGCAUGCAGGAAUGCGUCAGCGAGUUCAUAUCCUUCAUCACCAGCGAAGCUUCGGAGAAGUGUCAGCAGGAGAAGCGCAAGACGGUCAAUGGCGAGGACAUUCUGUUCGCCAUGACCUCGCUCGGCUUCGAAAACUACGCCGAGGCGUUGAAGAUAUAUCUGUCCCGCUACCGAGAAACCCUCCUCGCAACCCAGAACAAGCCACCCGGUGCCGGUGUCUUCAACGCAGGUGGGGCCGGUGGGGCCAACAGCGCAGGUACAAAUGCCUCCUCCGCCUCUGCCUACAGCCAACCGGAGAACUCCCACAACAAUGUUCUAAGCGGCGACGCCGAAAUGGGAGACCAAGACAGCACUGCGUUCGGGUACACCGUCCACAACGGAAACGGAUCCGCCGAGUACUAG
Mytilinidion resinicola is the source of this 627-nucleotide messenger RNA. RefSeq lists its product as uncharacterized. Bases 1 to 627 code for a protein of 208 amino acids. The record is from RefSeq and is a predicted model, not a curated record. Gene Ontology annotation, molecular function: RNA polymerase II cis-regulatory region sequence-specific DNA binding; protein heterodimerization activity; DNA-binding transcription activator activity, RNA polymerase II-specific. The transcript has 4 exons. Gene Ontology annotation, cellular component: nucleus; CCAAT-binding factor complex. NCBI's taxonomy places the organism in Eukaryota, Fungi, Ascomycota, Dothideomycetes, Mytilinidiales, Mytilinidiaceae. Gene Ontology annotation, biological process: regulation of transcription by RNA polymerase II.